UGCAGUGUAACACCAGUUUAAAAAAUGUCACCUCUGAGCUUCAUGUUAAAACUGUGGAGACCUCUAAUACUGUGGAAGCUAACAACGAAGAGCUACUUACUACCCAUGAUGCUGAGUUGACAGGUAUAGUGCCACAACCAAGCCCAGAAACAGCCAAGUCUUCGAACGGCACAUUUACCAUUGCACAGCCCUCCACCGAUUUAAAUACUACUGCUCAAAUAUCCUGCCCUCACAAUAAGACUCUGGAUCUUCCACCAUCUAAUGGAAACAGCCCCAAAGCACAGAGUGAGGCUACAGAGCAGGUUAGUGCAGACUUUAAGAACACUACUGAAACUUCACUUAUUAUGAAUCAGAGUAGUUCCGCUGGUAAAGCAAGUGGUUCGUGUGAAGUGAACAAUGCCACUUUUGAUAGGCAUUCUCUUCAAAAAUCAAGUGGCAAUACACAUUUAGGGGAAGCCAGUGGUACAAGCGUUUGCCUUCAGAACACUUUCGACAGUAAACCGACCUCUAAACAGAAUGGCACCAUAACUUUGUCAGAAACCAGCUCCAGUGACGGUCACCAGAAUACUUUGGACAAGCCCUCUCCUCCUAAAGUCUGUAAUCCAACCACUAGCCCAAACGAUGACACUUCUGAAGUCCAUCCUCCUGAACUGCCAAAACAAAAUGUAACAACAACUAUCACCCCUGAGAGCACGUUUGAAGCUAAUUCAGCCGUAGAGGUAGCUUCUGGAGCUAGUAGACAUGAGGCUAAAGAUCAUUCACACCCAAACCUGCCUGCGACGGACGGUCUUUCCGGCGCUUUGGGCCAUCAGAGCAUGGCUGUGGAGAGCAACAAAGCAAACACAUUCAAUUUGGAUGACACCUUAGAUUUAAAAGUAGACUCUUUGGUUACUUCCACACCAAUGACUAACUCUAAAGUGUUCCACUUCAGCACCGAACGCGAGGACGGUAAAACCAUAGCUGCACAGAAAAAACUGUACGGGUAUGGACCCAGUAAUCCAGUUGGUCAGGUGCCAUCAGACGUUCCAUCUAACAUUGUCUCUGACCGAAAAACGUUCUUGACGCAACCCACUGCUAGGACCCUUUUGCCCCCUGCGAAAGCUGCAUCCCAGCUGUUGAAGUACAAGCCAGCCAUCAUGCCUCUGAGAAGAUGUGAGCCGUCGACAUCAGGCCUGCCGAUGACAAGACAGAGAGCUCAAGCUGAGGUUUUGAAAAACACUGCAGCUUCCGAUGCAGCCCAAGGGACCACAGGAAUAUCAAGCUCCUACAACCUGCGUGCUACAACAACAGGAUCCAAUAAGCCCAAUUCUGGCUUGCCGAGACCACCGUCAGGAAUCCAGAGAGCUGCAGCGGGUCUCAGGCCACCAUCAGCAAGAAGCAACGCACUAACUGCUUCAAGUACCGACAGACUCCAUGGGCCUACAGUUGCUAACCCAGUGACAAGGGCUUCACAACCAAAGAAGCAUCCCUUAACCAGGGGUGAAGCUUUGCCAACAGCAAAGAGGAAGAAAAUGGAUGCUCCCUUACCAUCCAGUAGUACCGAAGCUCCAGCAUCUUCCUGUGAUCCUGUGAACAGAGCCAAAAACCUGAAACAGCCCACAACCAGUCAGAAACCUGUGCCAGCUAAAACCCAAAGAGAUGAUACUGCAGUGCCAGCCAGUACUGCUGAAACCAUAACAACUUGCGAUGCUGCUAGCAGAGCCAGAACCCUGAAACAACCUGCAAACAGCCAUAGAGGUCUUGGAGCUAAACCCCAAGGCCAUGGAUGUGCCAAAUGUGUGGUGCUUGAAGAGCAACUCACAAUAAAAUCAGAAGAAAUAAGGAGACUGAAAGCAGAGCUGCUGAAGUACAGUAAACAUGGAGAACAAUGCUGAAUGCUCCAAUUAAAUCCCAAUGUGACUAUUUAAUAACAUAUCU
Messenger RNA from Seriola dumerili (greater amberjack), 1917 nucleotides. RefSeq names its product mucin-5AC-like. The transcript is spliced from 8 exons. Lineage: Eukaryota; Metazoa; Chordata; Actinopteri; Carangiformes; Carangidae. The record is from RefSeq and is a predicted model, not a curated record. The coding region runs from base 345 to 1874 and encodes 509 amino acids.